CGUCACCACUCCUCGACAUCACAACCGCCCCCGUCGCCGCAUCCACGACUCCCGUCCAUCUCAAUAAAGAUCUCGACAACCUUCUAGACGUCUCGUCGAACACAUACAUCACCGCAAAGAUGGUCUCCGAACUUUGCCCCGUCUAUGCUCCCUUCUUCGGCGCGAUGGGCUGCACGUCAGCUAUCGUCUUCGCUUGCUUUGGCGCGGCCUACGGAACCGCGAAGGCCGGUGUUGGUGUUUCGGCCAUGGGUGUCCUCCGCCCUGACCUGAUUGUCAAGAACAUUAUUCCCGUUGUCAUGGCGGGUAUUAUUGGUAUCUACGGUCUCGUCGUGUCCGUCCUGAUUUCCAACGGUCUCUCACAAGAGUCUUCGCUCUUCGCCAACUUCAUCCAGCUCGGCGCCGGUCUCGCCGUCGGUCUUUCCGGUAUGGCCGCUGGUUUCGCCAUCGGUAUCGUUGGUGACGCUGGUGUACGAGGAACUGCCCAACAGCCCAGGCUGUUCGUCGGAAUGAUCUUGAUUCUCAUUUUCGCUGAAGUUUUGGGUCUUUACGGACUCAUUGUUGCCCUUCUCAUGAACUCCAAGGCUAGCGACGCCCACUGCUAGACGAUUAAGCACGUUCGAUUGCAGAUACGACAAUACACAACUGCAACAAACAAAUAACGGCAUCGAUACGCAAAGUCGUUCAGCGAUCUACGCAUAUGACGCGCAAUACUCACAUGCGCGGCAUGUCUCACGUCUCCAUGUACUAUUCGAACGGACGGACAACGAGGGCUUCGAAGUUGGGAAGCGAGGUGGUAAAUAAUGGCAUCGGUUGAGGUGCACUUGCGAUCCAUUUGACGGCGUGUAUUUUAGGGUCUCAUCAAUUUCAUUCUGCGCUUGUAAACGAAAUGCAUUGGUUUCAUUUAGA
Messenger RNA from Alternaria rosae, 906 nucleotides. RefSeq names its product vacuolar ATP synthase 16 kDa proteolipid subunit. The transcript is spliced from 5 exons. Gene Ontology annotation, biological process: proton transmembrane transport. Gene Ontology annotation, cellular component: proton-transporting V-type ATPase, V0 domain. Gene Ontology annotation, molecular function: proton-transporting ATPase activity, rotational mechanism. The coding region runs from base 120 to 602 and encodes 160 amino acids. The record is from RefSeq and is a predicted model, not a curated record. Lineage: Eukaryota; Fungi; Ascomycota; Dothideomycetes; Pleosporales; Pleosporaceae.